AAGAAAUACAAUCAACUCCUGAUGAAUCAAAACCAAGCAUUGCUACUGAUCUCACAUCGGCCACUAUUUUAGCAUCAUCAACAAGUAGAAUAAUUGUUUCUUAUUCUACUGAGACAACUACCAUGACUACUGCAUUGACUAUUCCAUUGGCUACUCCAUUGGCUACUGUGUCAACUACUGUAUUAGUGAAGAAUGGAGGAACUAUUACUGGAUGGAUAGUUGGUGUGACAGUAUUAGCAUCACUAUUGGCUGUAUCUGUAAUUAUUAUACUGGUACUGGUUGUAUAUAUUAAAAGAGCUAAUAUCAAGCAAAAGAGUAGUUUACAAUUCCAUAGAAAACCAGAUAAGGAGAUUGAAAUGGAAUGCAGUCCAGCUUAUACUACAAAUACUGCUGAUGAUCUAUCAAUGAAGGAUAGUCCAACAUACAUGUAUGCUACAGUACAAGAAGCACAAUCAACUGAUGAGCCAAUAUAUGAUACAGCUGGGCCUGAGUCUAUAUACUCCACCUGCUGAAUAUGAAAUACCAACAGUUUCAUGAUUUGGUCCACAAUACAACAUUAAA
Amphimedon queenslandica is the source of this 561-nucleotide messenger RNA. RefSeq lists its product as uncharacterized. The record is from RefSeq and is a predicted model, not a curated record. The transcript is spliced from 6 exons. Bases 123 to 512 code for a protein of 129 amino acids. NCBI's taxonomy places the organism in Eukaryota, Metazoa, Porifera, Demospongiae, Haplosclerida, Niphatidae.